AUGCUUCCGCAUUUGGAGAAUGGAUGGCAGGUGGACCAAGCUAUUCUUGCUGAGGAAGAUCGUGUUGUUGUCGUGAGAUUCGGUCAUGAUUGGGAUCCCACGUGUAUGCGAAUGGAUGAAACGCUUUUCAAGAUUGCUCCUAAAGUGAAAAAUUUCUCUGUGAUUUAUCUGGUUGAUAUUACCAAGGUUCCCGAUUUCAACAAAAUGUAUGAAUUGUACGAUCCUUGCACAGUGAUGUUCUUCUUCAGAAACAAGCAUAUCAUGGUAGAUUUAGGCAACAGUUUGAGGUUAAUAAAGAACUUUUGUUUUGCAUUGCGUGAAAUUACAGUGUUUUUCAAAUUGGUCAUGAGUACGGGUAACAACAACAAGAUUAACUGGCCCAUCACUGAUGGACAAGAACUUAUUGACAUAAUCGAAACUGUUUAUAGGGGAGCACGGAAAGGCCGAGAUCUCAUUAAUGAGUUGGCGUCUUUCAUGACGAAUGCCAUUGGUGUGUUGCAAGCCACAGCUCCUCCAUGUGACUUCGAUCGUAGCAAUCCGGAAUUGGAAGAGGAGACGAACUGUCAAUUAUUUGCGGCACAUAUAGCGAGAACGGCGAAGGAUGUCGAAGUGCUGAUCGACUCUUUCCCUAUUGAAGAUGCUGGAAAUGGAGACACUGUGGAACAGUUACUCCAGGUGGAUGCCGAGAGGGCAAAGGUUGCUCGAGAACUAGAGUGCAUUGUUACCGAUGGUGAGGAUCUCGUCCAUCGGAUCCAGAAACGGUUGGCAGACAUCGCACGUGUUCAGAUCAUGUCCAGGCCAUCAUGCUAA
This is a messenger RNA of Angiostrongylus costaricensis, 810 nucleotides long. Lineage: Eukaryota; Metazoa; Nematoda; Chromadorea; Rhabditida; Metastrongylidae. The record is from the annotation of a GenBank genome assembly.